AUGACAUCACGUUCCACACGUUCUCAAGUUAAUCAUCGGGAAAGCUCUCGUCGCGGAAGUUCACCCAAGCCUCCUAUGCCUGCCUCAGCAAAGGGCAUCGACACUCCAAGUUCAUCCUCUGUGAUUCCAGCAUACGAUGAUGAUGCUUUCGAUUUUGAAGUCACGCUCAAAGACCUCGGCCGCGAGCUUAGCGUUAUGUUCAAGGAUCUCCGUAUCGUCGGUGUCGGUGCACAUGCCUCUUUACAGCUCACCAUCGGUUCUAUGCUUAAUCCUGCUGCCAUCUUGAGGAACACUUUGGCGAUGCGCAACCAGCCUGUCAGGGAUAUUUUCUCAGGAUUCGAGGGUAUCGUUGCGCCUGGUGAAAUGCUCUGUUAUAGCUCUCGGACGACCUGGUUCCGGUUGCAGCACGUUCCUAUUGCAAACCAGUGUGGGGAAUACCAUGCUAUACAGAGCGAAGUAUGCUAUGACUUCUUCACCCCCAAAGAUAUCGCAAGACAGUAUCGUGGAGAUGUGAUCUACUGUCCUGACGAUGAUGUCCACUUUCCGACCUUGACUGUAGAGCAAACCUUGUCUUUCGCCAUCAAAAUGCGUACUCCACAUGCUCGGUUCAUAGACCAAACCCGUGAACAGUUUAAUCGUGAUGUAGUUGAUAUCCUCGUGCGCAUCUUCGGUCUUCGUCAUGCGCGAAACACUGUUGUCGGUGAUGCUGCCAUUCGUGGUGUUUCAGGAGGCGAAAAGAAACGUGUCUCGAUUGCAGAAGCACUGUCUUGCCAUGCCCUCAUUGGCGCGUGGGAUAAGUGA
Messenger RNA from Suillus plorans, 801 nucleotides. RefSeq lists its product as uncharacterized. The record is from RefSeq and is a predicted model, not a curated record. NCBI's taxonomy places the organism in Eukaryota, Fungi, Basidiomycota, Agaricomycetes, Boletales, Suillaceae. Gene Ontology annotation, molecular function: ATP hydrolysis activity; ATP binding. The transcript is spliced from 3 exons. Bases 1 to 801 code for a protein of 266 amino acids.